UAAUCAUAUGACAAUGAAUACAGAGGAGAAACCAUAUAGCUGUGAACUUUACAACAAGGCCUUUUCACAGAAGCAUAAUUUGGUGAGAGUUCAUACAAAGAAGAAGUCAUAUAGCUGUGACACUUGCAUUAAGAAAUUUUCUAAAAGAAAUGAUCUUCUAACGCAAAUUAGAGUACAUGUAAAAGAGAAGCCAUACAUCUGUGAAAUUUGCAACAAUACCUUCUCACGAAAAAAAAAUCUGGUGAGGCACAUGAGAACACAUACAAAGGAGAAGCCAUAUAGCUGCAAGAUUUGCAAUAAGGCCUUUUCUGAGAGAAGUAAUCUUGUAAAGCACAAUGUAGUACAUACAAAAGAGAAGCCAUAUAGCUGCGAGAUUUGCAACAAUGCAUUCUCAUGGAGAAUUAGUCUGGUAAGGCACAUGAGAACACACACUAAGGAGAAGCCAUACAGUUGUGAAAUUUGUAACAAACACUUCUCAAGGAAAUCUAAUGUAGCAAUUCAUAUGAGAGUACAUGCAACGGAGAAGCCAUACAAAUGUGAGAUUUGUAACAAGAACUUUUCGCACAGGGCUUAUCUAGCGCGUCAUAGGAGAUUACACACAGAGGAGAAGCCAUACAGCUGUGAGAUUUGUAACAAAGGUUUUUCACAGAAAUAUCGUCUAGAAAGUCACAUGAGAGUACAUACAAAAGAGAAGCCAUACAGCUGUGAGAUUUGCAACAAGGCCAUCUCAUAUAAAAAUAGUCUAGAGAUUCAUAUGAGAAGACAUAGAAAGGAGGAGACAUACAGCUGUGAAAUUUGCAACAAUACCUUCUCACGAAAAAAAUAUCUAGUGAGGCACAUGAGAACACAUACAAAGGAGAAGCCAUAUAGCUGCAAGAUUUGCAAUAAGGCCUUUUCUGAGAGAAGUAAUCUUGUAAAUCACACUGUGGUACAUACAAAAGAGAAGCCAUAUAGCUGCGAGAUUUGCAACAAUGCAUUCUCAUGGAAAGUUAGUCUGGUAAGGCACAUGAGAACACACACUAAGGAGAAGCCAUACAGUUGUGAAAUUUGUAACAAACACUUCUCAAGGAAAUCUAAUGUAGCAAUUCAUAUGAGAGUACAUGCAACGGAGAAGCCAUACAAAUGUGAGAUUUGUAACAAGAACUUUUCGCAUAUAGCUAAUCUAGCGCGUCAUAGGAGAUUACACACAGAGGAGAAGCCAUACAGCUGUGAGAUUUGUAACAAAUUUUUUUCACAGAAAUAUUGUCUAGAAAGUCACAUGAGAGUACAUACAAAAGAGAAGCCAUAUUGCUGUGAGAUUUGCAACAAGGCCUUCUCAUAUAAAGAUAGUCUAGAGAUUCAUAUGAGAAGACAUAGAAAGGAGGAGACAUACAGCUGUGAAAUUUGCAAUAAGGCCUUCUAUGUGAAAAGUCAUGUAGUAAGGCAUAUGAAAGUGCAUACAAGAGAGAAACCAUACAGCUGUGAGAUUUGCAAUAAAGAAUUCUCAAAAAAAUACAACCUAGUAAUCCACAUGAGAAUACACACAAAAGAGAAGCCAUACAGUUGCAACAUUUGCAAUAAAGCCUUCUCAUCAAAAAGUAGUCAAGCAAACCACAUGAGAGUUCAUACACAGGAGAAACCAUAUAACUGUGAGAUUUGCAAUAAGGCCUUCUAUGUGAAAAGUCAUGUAGUUAGGCAUAUGAGAGUGCAUACAAAAGAGAAAUCAUACAGCUGUGAAAUUUGCAAUAAAAACUUCUCAGAAAAAUAUAAUCUAGUAAUCCACAUGAGAGUACACACAAAAGAGAAGCCAUACAGCUGUGAGAUUUGCAAUAAGGCCUUCUCACAGAAAGCUGGCCUAGUGAAACACAUAAGAGUACAUACAAAGUCUUCAUAG
This is a messenger RNA of Penaeus monodon (black tiger shrimp), 1873 nucleotides long. Its product is annotated as zinc finger protein 845-like. Gene Ontology annotation, biological process: regulation of transcription by RNA polymerase II. NCBI's taxonomy places the organism in Eukaryota, Metazoa, Arthropoda, Malacostraca, Decapoda, Penaeidae. The transcript is spliced from 2 exons. Bases 8 to 1873 code for a protein of 621 amino acids. The record is from RefSeq and is a predicted model, not a curated record. Gene Ontology annotation, molecular function: DNA-binding transcription factor activity; RNA polymerase II cis-regulatory region sequence-specific DNA binding.